Messenger RNA from Vigna angularis (adzuki bean), 518 nucleotides. RefSeq lists its product as uncharacterized. The record is from RefSeq and is a predicted model, not a curated record. The coding region runs from base 133 to 339 and encodes 68 amino acids. NCBI's taxonomy places the organism in Eukaryota, Viridiplantae, Streptophyta, Magnoliopsida, Fabales, Fabaceae. The transcript has a single exon.
GACACCAUAAAUUCCUUAGAGCAACCAAACAACGUAAGAGAGGGUUCAGAAAAUACCCAAAAGCCUUUCUUUCAUAAUCACAAACCAAAGAUUCAGUUGCAACACGACAACAACAUUGGACAAGAACCAGGCAUGGUUUGCUUUUGUUUUCUGGUGGAUCAGACAAAGAAAGUGAAGCGGAGCAAGCCGGUGGCCGGGUCCUGCUCGCGGUGCGGCGGAGGUGCCAGUGUGGCAGACAUGAUUACUCAAACCAGAUUUUGCUAUGUUCCUUUCUAUUGCAAAUCUUGGAAGGCUAUCAUGUGCACUUUCUGUGGAGCCAUGCUCAAGUCUUACACAUGAUCAUAAAUUAUUUUCCAGCAAAGUUUUAAAAUCGUAGCCACACUCACAUCAUUAAGGUUACAUACAUGCCAAGAAUCUUGGCAUUUCAACAGGCAAAUAUUGGUAGUGGAAUAUUGAUUAAAUAUCAUUUAUAAAGAUCUUUUAUUGUAUAAUAUACUAUUGUAGAGUUCUAGUUAAAA